Messenger RNA from Peniophora sp. CBMAI 1063, 3027 nucleotides. Lineage: Eukaryota; Fungi; Basidiomycota; Agaricomycetes; Russulales; Peniophoraceae. The record is from the annotation of a GenBank genome assembly.
AUGCUAGAACCCACUUUGCAGGCCACUGCCGGUCCGAGUGGCGUCGAGAACGGAUCAGCGACAAACUCGGCUGCGGAAGACGAGGACAACGCUGCAGAAGGGGCUGAGGCCGCGCCGACCCCUGAAACCGAGAAAUCGUACAAGAUCUGGAUGAACGGCGAAUGGCAGAAGAGCACGUUGCGCGCGAUCGGCCUUCAGUUGUUCAUCGGUCACUGGGACGGAACACACUGCAGGCUCCCUCGCGCGCCUGUCAAGCACUUCGUCGUCGUCCAUACGAAUGGGAUUCAUGAAGUGGACGUGCGUUUCUGCGGCUGUUCCACGGAACUAGUACCCGUGCGAGAUCAACUGAUGUCAGUGCAUUGGUUCCCGGCCACCGCCGAGAAACCUCGCAUGGCGGCAACGUUCGACGUAUUAGAACAGUUUGACGCGAAUUGUGGCGCGGGCAAGCAAAACGCGUACGAUUUCUACCGCGCACUCGAGCAUCUGACGGACGGGGCGGGGUUGCAACACUUACCGGUGCGAAUAGAGGAUCGUUCAAAGGACUUCUUUCGCAUGGCGCACGAGUAUCGCCACAUCCUGGCUCUGAAGAGAGGCGGGCGGGGUCACGACGCUGCAACUGCAAAAGAUCAUGAUCCGAUCAAGAGUACUGCGUACGGCGAGCUUGCAGUGCUCUGCCCUGCCUGUCCGCACGAAGGGAUCAAUACAGGUGUUGUGGACAAGAUGCGUCUCCUGUCUCCUGAAUUGGCAGAUGCCGCGCCGCUGUUCAACGAGCUGGUUCAGCUUUCAAUGGACUGUAACUUCAGGGCGAAGAACAGAAUGACGCGCUCGACACCGGAGUCCAGUCCGUACCUUGGGGAUGGUAUGGCUUACAUGGUGCCCGAGAGUCCGUACGAAGAUUACACGCGCGACUGUGCAAACGAUCAAGAGCUUAGCAGCUGCUCGCGCUUCGGGGCGAAUAUCCUUGCGAAUCUCAAGUCGGGUAAGGGCUUGAGGACUACCGGCGUGGGAGCCGUCUUCUGCGCCCGCCACGAGUUCUUUUGGCCAAAUUCUGUCGGUACGCUUGUCAAGGGUGAAAGAUACAGCACGAUGGAUUUCAUAUUAUCUGCGGCGGUACGGCGUGUCAGAGCCCCGAGUCUUCAUCUUUACUACGACAUCGUGUGCCAAUAUCACCGCAACCUGAACGUACGCAUGCUCGAGGCGCAACCCAAAUCCUUCAUCGGCGUAGGCGCAAAGAAACUGUUGCACCAGAUUAACGUCAGCUUCGGGAUCCCCAAGUUUCACAAUCCGGGUCACCUCGUCAUGUGCCAGCUAUGGUUCAACCUGGCGUACCUGCGUGCAACAGGGCAGACAGACGGCGAAGCUUCGGAAAGAGCGUGGGCCGGUCUGAAUCCAGCAGCCUCAAGUCUACGAGAGAUGGGUCCGGGAGCCAUGCGUGACACUAUCGAUUUCUUCUGCAGCGUAUGGAACUGGCGGAAGUUCGUGAAUAUGGGUGGCUUCCUGUUGAAGAAGCUGGCCGUGGCGUUUAAGGAAGCGCGCGAGCACGCCGAGAUAUACACGGGCAUGGAGAAGAUGGUCCGAAAGGAGAACUCCGCGACUGCGGAUGCGUGGAUUGCUGGGCCGGUGAAGUGGGAAACGCGCAACGCUUUAGACGCGAUGGGGAAGCAAAUCACCGAAGGACCAGAUGUCGUCCCCAACCCGUACGAGUCGCAAGCGAAGAAGCAGUCUCUUAACAAAGCGCGCUUAGUGAGUGCCCAGCUUGCGGCGCAGGCCGAGAAGGAAGCCGCAGAGAAGCAGGCGGAGCGGCUUGCAUCAGGCGCCGAGACGGAAGCGGACGGUAACUCAAAGCCCGAAGCGGAAGGCAAGGCGGCUCAAGCGGCGGCGACGACGAACUUCCUGAUGCGAGGUUUGAAGAUAGAGGUUCUACAAGUGCGCGCGCGGCGGAGAAAGGCGACUCAAACGAUCCUACAGACUGCUGAGCGGAUAGAGCAACGCACAGCGCUUGAGCGCGAGCUGCGUCUGUUCCGGAAGGACCAACAGUGGAUGAUGCCGCUUGUGUUCGCCGCUGUGCAAGAGCUUGAGGGUGUCGAAUCUAGAACUCGAGGCGAUGGCGAGGACGAAGACGAGGACGAGAUGGCGGCGGAGGAGAAAGAGGCAGCGGCAGCGGUGUUGUUCCUGCCUUCCGAGCUCGACAAAGAGCUAGCUCGAACGGCACCCAUUCUUGACGUCAUGCUCAAAGAGCUCGAUAUACGCCUCGCCGGCAUGGAAGAUUGGCUGGACGCCCUGCGCCAGCAACUCCGGGUGCGCGGGACGGUUUCGCAAUGGAAGAUCUCCUACUCGGGAGGUCAGCGUAUGGCCACGCGGACGAUCAACAAACAACGCAUCAUCGAAGAGAACAUCGUGGUCGCGCGAGAGAUGUACACGCUCCAUCGGGAGAGGUUUGUCAGGUUGUUGUCGUAUCUGACGGAUGAGGAGCGUGAAGCGCGCGUGCCGUCGGACUGGGAUUACAACUUUCAGGAGCUUCUGGAUAGCGACUGCCGUCCUCUGAAUAACAGUUUGCUUCUAGCCAUCGACGCAGUGGAAGUUCAGAACGCCAAGAAGCUGAUCGCUGCGCGAAAUGAUGGUGUCGCGUCGGGCGCGAGUAGUUAUCGCAUCCCAUGGAUAUGGUACAGGGUUGCAGAGGGUACGGAAAUGGAGCUGAACGAGGACAUGCGUGUUGAGUUCGUUAAGUGCCGCGCGCGAUCUAUACGCUGGGUGGAGGAGGUGUACAAGAUUGCGUACGAGAUGAUGCGGGUGCCAGCAUUCUGCACGUCGAGAUCGGGAUGGUGGACGGCGAGGUCGAAGGUUCGCAUUGACGAUAUCGACGAGGUCUUACAGGAUGGGAUGCAGGCAUAUGCGAGGAAGCAAGCGACAAUGUUCCGACGGCACGCAGCGGGGCUGGAGGACGCUUUCGAGAGACCGCUCCAGGAGGUUGCGGACUUCGUGCGCGUUUUCGGGUUAGACGGGCUGAUCAAGAGAUCCUCGUCGUGA